AUGUCGACGCUAACACGGAAUGCGUCUGCGCCUCCUAGGUUUCGACAGCAUGUUGGAUUUGACAAUCUGCCCGUGGGCGAGGCUACCAAGAACAACACGUCGUCCUUCACCCUUCACGUCCGACACCAGGGCUACCAGCCCUCACGGAGAUCCCGCACGUUCAUGAUUGGUGUGGAUGAGCAUAGCUACUCCGAUUAUGCGCUGGUCUGGCUCUUGACCAACAUGGUCGACGAUGGCGACGAGGUGGUGUGUGUCAGGGUGCUGGAGAGCCCCAUUCGCCCGGGCGAGAAAAAUUACCAGGAGGAGGCCAAGAGGCUGCUCCAGGCCAUCCAGGCCAAGAACACGCUGAACAAGGCCAUUAGUAUUGUCUUGGAGUACUCGGUUGGGAAACUGCACCUGACCUUUCAGCAGAUGCUUCACAUCCACCAACCUUCGAUGCUCAUUGUCGGGACCAAGGGACGCUCGCUCGGGGGUCUUCAGGGGCUGAUGAACACGAGGAACUCGUUCUCAAAGUAUUGCCUCCAGUACAGCCCCAUUCCAGUAGUAGUUGUUAGGCCCGACGACCAACGACAGAAGAAGAAGGAGAAGCGGACGCAAGAUCCGAAUCGACAGAGCUACGUUGCCAUGCUCGCGCACAACAACGGCAAACACGAGGCCGACUCGGACACGUAUAACGUGUUCGAACUCGAGCGUGGUAUUUCAGCCGACGAAGAGGCGCACCGAGUAGCGGCAGCGAUCGGGCUCCCGGCGGCAUUUGAUCCCACCAUCAAGCCCUUCCGGGCUUCUUCACAUACCCGACGACCGUCGUCUCUUUCCGGGGCGUCGUCUGUUGGGGGGAGGUCGAGCUCGCCGCCGCCGCCAACAGUCCGCACCGAGAGCGGUGAUGAGGAAAGCGGCGAGGACGAAGAAGACUUUGAGGCCGAGGUUGUGUCCCCGGGGCAGAUUCAGAAGGCAGAGCGAAAGGUGGCUGCACUCGAGAGGGAGCAAAAGCAACGGCUGCACGACAUGGAGGUGGGGGAAGCCGCGGCGCUUCUGAAGUCGGCACAGGCCGAGGAGGAUGACGACGACGACGAAAUACCCGAACGGACGGAAAACAAUAGGGCCAAGUAA
This is a messenger RNA of Lasiosphaeria miniovina, 1110 nucleotides long. RefSeq lists its product as uncharacterized. The record is from RefSeq and is a predicted model, not a curated record. The coding region runs from base 1 to 1110 and encodes 369 amino acids. The transcript has 2 exons. Lineage: Eukaryota; Fungi; Ascomycota; Sordariomycetes; Sordariales; Lasiosphaeriaceae.